Messenger RNA from Ceraceosorus guamensis, 2210 nucleotides. RefSeq names its product ubiquinone biosynthesis hydrox. The record is from RefSeq and is a predicted model, not a curated record. Gene Ontology annotation, cellular component: mitochondrion. Gene Ontology annotation, molecular function: FAD binding; oxidoreductase activity, acting on paired donors, with incorporation or reduction of molecular oxygen, NAD(P)H as one donor, and incorporation of one atom of oxygen. Lineage: Eukaryota; Fungi; Basidiomycota; Exobasidiomycetes; Ceraceosorales; Ceraceosoraceae. The transcript is spliced from 4 exons. The coding region runs from base 172 to 2112 and encodes 646 amino acids. Gene Ontology annotation, biological process: ubiquinone biosynthetic process.
CAUCACAACAACCCAAACGCGGGUCAAAGUCAUUCAGGAAGAGUUCCUUCCCGGCAUUCGCUACGGCUCCUGCUGCCAUCUUCAUCUACGUGCGUGAGCCCCACGCGUUUGGCCUCAUCUCGCCGGCAGCGCUUCGAUGAGACGGCACGAGUUGCAGCCAUUGAGUCAAGUAUGAGCGCUCCUGUCGUCCGAUGCCUCACGCGCUCCGCUGGAGCGAUUCUAGGCCGACAAGCCUUGACAUCAGACGUCUGCGCAUGCACAUCACUCGCAUCUCAUAGGUGGAGAUCAAAGGCCUUCUCGACAUCAUACAGCAGAGCCUCUGAUGAUAUACAAAGUGUGGACAUAGCCAUUGUCGGUGCAGGAGUGGUGGGACUAGCUCUAGCUUCCUCUCUGACGAGAAAGGGUGUCUUGCAUUCCAAGACCCGACUAGCUCUCAUCGAUCCCAAACCCUUGGAAGCCAUUCAGCAAUGGACGCCUGGAAAUGGCUCUGCAUACGCAGAUGGAGUAGCGUGGAGUAAUCGGGUCAUCAGUCUGAACGAAGAAAAUCGGUCUUGGUUGGAAGCUCUAGGAGCACUGCCCGAUCAUCUGGACCCGAGGCGCAUGAAUCCGAUUCGUAACAUGCGCGUGACGGAUGGUUUGACUGGGUCAUUGAUGAGGGUUGACGCACCUCCGUCUGAACACGGAACGGAAGGCCGGCUAGCCAGCAUGGUGGAAAUUGAUGCACUGUGCAAAGCGCUCUCGCAGACUUUGGAUCGGGCAUCAUUGCAGUAUCAUGCGUCGACUGUGCGAUCAGUUCAAGCCUCUGCUACUUCAGAGGUAGAAGAACCACAAGAUGCGUGGCCCACCAUCAAUCUCUCUUCUGGCGCAUCGGUUCGUGCUAGAUUACUUGUAGGCGCUGACGGCGGCAACUCGCCGGUGCGAAAGUAUUCGAGGAUAGAAUCUAGCGCUUCGAAGGACUACGGAAAGAAGGGAGUCGUAGGCACAUUGAGAAUUGAUCCGGCGCAUGCUGUUGGAAGUGAAGGCGUUGCGCGGCAGAGGUUCUUGCCAACGGGUCCCAUCGCUUGGCUGCCUGUGUCCGAAACAGCAAUCUCGAUGGUGUGGACCUUGCCUACUGAGCUUGCAAAUGCCAUCAUCGCGAUGCAUCGUUCGUCCAACGACAACACACUUCUUGCUCAGCUCGUCACGGCAGCGCAUCGUCUACCCUGGCCUGUUCUACGAAGUAUUCUGCAAGCCAUUCAUACCCACCAAAACGUCCCCACUCCUGGAGACGCAAACCGAGACUGGAGCUGGCUCUCGCCUCUGAUCCUUUCAGAGCUGAACCAGCCUGGCGUGCCGGACCCAAUCGCCGGCCACGAGGUCCCUCCUGCCGUGCAAGAAGUGGAUGCCUCUUCCGUAGCAGCGUUUCCGCUGCGAAUGAAUCACGCUCAAGGGUACUCUGCCUACGGCCAAGGGGUGGACAGCGCAAAGUACAAUUUCAACAUCAACGACUCGUGGUCAGAGAUUCUGUCCAAGGGUAUUUCGCAAGCGCAAUCCCUCGCUGGAUUGAGGAAGCCUAGCUCUCUGGCCGAUUCCUCAGUAUCCGAAAGACCCUCGCAGCCAGGAGCACAUUUCAGCGCCUUGUCGCGCGAUCGAGCCAUCAGCAAGCCCAGAGGUCGCGUAGUGCUCGUGGGCGAUGCGGCACACACCACCCAUCCUUUAGCAGGCCAAGGACUCAAUCUGGGAAUCGCCGACGCCCGAAGUUUGUCCAAUCAUCUGGUCCAGGCAGCUCGGGAUGGUUCGGACCUGGGCGUCGCUGCUUACGCGUUGGCAGCCUACGAGUCGGAAAGAUGGGGAGCAAACGAGACGAUGCUCAAGACUUGCGACUCGCUAGACUGGGUAUACGGUUUCGAUAAUACGGUUGGUCCCACCGCCACGCUGCAAGACCAAGAGACGCUGGACGACACGUUUGAAGGACCCGAUGAUCCUAGAGCAAAGGUGCUAGCAGAGGCUUUUGUAUGGGCGAGGAGCACCGGUCUGGAAGUUGUGAAUGAGCUGGGACCUGUUAAGGAGGGCCUUGCUAGGUUGGCCGGCAGCGCAUACUCUCGGCCAAAGUCAACUACAGGCAGUGGGUGACAAGCCCUGCGCAGCAAUUCGAUGAGAUUGGCAGCAAUUCUGAUGGAAUGUGCAAUUAGAGGAGGACAGAAAAGCAGAAUGCACAAAAGGUCUGACGU